Oxyura jamaicensis (ruddy duck) is the source of this 2409-nucleotide messenger RNA. RefSeq names its product diacylglycerol kinase delta-like. The coding region runs from base 1 to 2409 and encodes 802 amino acids. Gene Ontology annotation, molecular function: protein binding; ATP-dependent diacylglycerol kinase activity. The record is from RefSeq and is a predicted model, not a curated record. Lineage: Eukaryota; Metazoa; Chordata; Aves; Anseriformes; Anatidae. The transcript is spliced from 21 exons. Gene Ontology annotation, biological process: lipid phosphorylation; diacylglycerol metabolic process; intracellular signal transduction.
AUGAACGGGGGCCCUCACCUGGGGCUGCGCCUCUUCCAGAAGUUCUCCACCUUCCGCAUCCUGGUGUGCGGCGGCGACGGCAGCGUGGGCUGGGUGCUGUCCGAGAUCGACGCCCUGGGGCUGCACAAGCAAUGCCAGCUGGGCGUCCUGCCGCUGGGCACCGGCAACGACCUGGCACGGGUGCUGGGCUGGGGCAGCCUCUGCGACGACGACACCCAGCUGCUGCAGAUCCUGGAGAAGCUGGAGAGGGCCACCACCAAGAUGCUGGACCGGUGGAGCGUGAUGACCUACGAAGCCCCCAAGCAGUCCCCACCGGCCCUGAAGGAGGAGGAGGACGGGGACUCCAACAUCCAGGCCCAGAUCUCCCACUACGCCGACUCGGUCGCCCUCCACCUGGCCAAGAUCCUGGAGUCGGACAAGCACUCGGUGGUGAUCUCGUCCGCCAAGUUCCUCUGCGGCACCGUCAAUGACUUCGUGGCUGAGGUCGGCCGGGCGUACAAGAGAGCGACCGAGAACAAGCAGGAGGCCGAGCUGAUGGCGAGGAAGUGCGCCAUGCUGAACGAGAAGCUGGACUCGCUGGUGCGGGAGCUGACCGAGGAGGCUCAGGCCGUCGUGGUCCCCGAGGGGACGCCGCAGGCCGCCCCGGCCGACGCCAAGGAGCUGGAGAAAAGCGGCUUCAACCCCAGCCCCGUGCCCCGCAUCUUCAAAUCCAAGGAGCAGCUGAUGCUGCGGGCCAACAGCCUGAAGAAAGCCCUGCGGCAGAUCAUCGAGCAGGCGGAGAAAGCUGUGGACGAGCAGAACAAGCAGACCCAAGCCUACCGUGCCAGCGCAGUCCCCAGCAAGAAGGACAGCUCGGAGGAGCUCAACAAGGAGGAGGAGAGGCUCUGCUCCCGGCGGGAGACGGUGACCUCCGCCACGUCGUCCAUCCUCCUGGAGCGGCCGGACGCCUUCGGCAGCCUGCAGUUCCCCGAGGACCCCGGCGCGCUCUCGGACGGGUUCUGUGCCGCGCGUGGCGGUGCCAGCCCUGCUGUGCCCGCUGCCUCCAGCCACUUCUCGGAGAAAUGCGUCAUGAACAACUACUUCGGCAUCGGCCUGGAUGCCAAGAUCUCGCUGGAGUUCAACAACAAGCGGGACGAGCACCCCAAGAAGUGCAGCAGCCGCACCAAGAACAUGAUGUGGUACGGGGUGCUGGGCACCAAGGAGCUGCUGCAGCGCACCUACAAGAACCUGGAGCAGCGGGUGCAGCUGGAGUGCGACGGGGUGCCCAUCUCGCUGCCCAGCCUGCAGGGCAUCGCUGUCCUCAACAUCCCCAGCUACGCCGGGGGCAUCAAUUUUUGGGGAGGCACCAAGGAGGACAACAACUUCGGAGCGCCGUCCUUCGACGACAAGAAGCUGGAGGUGGUGGCCGUCUUCGGCAGCAUCCAGAUGGCCGUGUCGCGGGUCAUCAACCUGCAGCACCACCGCAUCGCCCAGUGCCGCGUGGUGAAGAUCACCAUCCGCGGGGACGAGGGCGUCCCCGUGCAGGUGGAUGGAGAAGCCUGGAUCCAGCCGCCCGGCGUCAUCAAGAUCCAGCACAAGAACCGAGCCCAGAUGCUCACCAGGGACCGGGCGUUUGAAAGCACCCUCAAGUCCUGGGAGGACAAGCAGAAGGGGGAGAGCUACCGUGCGGCCGCGCGGCCGCGGCUCAGCUCGCAGCAGUCCAUGGAGUACCUGACGGAGGAGGAGAGCAGCCUCCUGCAGCAGCUCUCGCGGGCGGCCGAGAGCCUCAUCGCCAGGAUCCACGAGGCGGCCAAGGCUCACAAAGCCGUGGAGCAGGAGCUGGCCCACGCCGUCAACACCAGCGCCCUGGCGCUGAGCGAGGCGCUCUCCAACAAAGCCGCCAGCACCGCCGAGUUUCUCAGCAGGAACGCGGCCGUGGAGGUGGUGCUGAGCAUCAAGGCGCUCUACGCCGAGACCAGGGCGUUCCUGGAAGGGAAGGCGCUGGACUCGCCCCAGGAGGAGGAGGCGCUGCAGGGCCCCCUGAGCGCGCUGGGCCAGGAGCUGCAGCGGCUGCUGGACAUCCACUGGCUGGUGCCCAUCGCCCACCCCGCGGAGGAGGAGAGCGGUGGCAGCGCCAACAAGGGCAGCUUCAAGCUUCGCCUCAACAUCCCCAAGCCCAGGAAGGACAAGGCGCAGAAGCAGAAGGCCAACAGCGCGCUGCCAGCGGACAAGUGGGGCGCUGAGGAGGUGGCUGCUUGGCUGGAAGCGCUGGGUUUAGGGGAGUACAGAGACAUUUUCGUGCGGCACGACAUCCAGGGCUCGGAGUUGAUCCUGCUGGAGAGGAGAGACCUGAAGGACCUGGGCAUCACCAAAGUCGGCCACAUGAAGAGAAUCCUCCAGGCCAUCAAGGAGCUCAGCAACCCGCCCUAG